UGAAACCAAGGCUACGCACCUGCGCCACGGCUCUCUCGCCCGACAGCUCUCGAGGCUGGUUUUUCUGGAUCAACUUAAAAACACCCCCUCUCAUUUCACACCAAGUUCACCGGCAGUUAAGAAAAGGACAACACCCGGAAAUACCGACCGACUUUCUUCGAGUGUGCCAACGGUGCGAGGACGACACAAACUCCACAGUGACAGGAUGGAAACCCAGAGCCAGGUCGUGGACAGGUUGCGGUCGGUGUUUCGGACGGGCAUCACGAUACCGGCGGAGUUCCGUUUGACUCAGCUGAACAAACUUAUGUCCAUGAUCAAAGAGAACGAGGAGCAGAUUUUAAAUGCACUGCACAAAGACCUUGCAAAGCCAAAGUUUGAGGCCAUCAUGUCCGAGGUUGACAUCGUGGUCAACGAGCUGUACUUCGCUCUCGCCAACUUGACGAGCUGGUUGCAGCCGGAGUAUGUCAGCAAAAACCUGGCCACAAAGCUGGAUGACUGUUUUGUGCGGAGGGAGCCAUUAGGAGUGGUACUGAUCAUCGGGCCGUGGAACUACCCCCUUCAUCUCCUUCUCCUACCUUUGGUUGGAGCCAUUGCUGCAGGAAACUGUGCGGUCAUCAAGCCUUCAGAGGUCAGCGCCCACACAGACAGUCUGAUGGCAGAGCUCAUUCCCAAAUAUUUGUCUCAGGACUGUUACUCAGUUGUUCGUGGUGGAGCAGAGGAGACCACGACACUUCUGCAGAAUCGCUUCGACCACAUCUUCUACACAGGUUCUCAGACCGUGGCACGCAUCAUCCUGCAGGCCGCCUCGGUCCACUUGACCCCGGUGACCUUGGAACUGGGGGGCAAGUGUCCGUGCUUUAUAUACGGCCGGGUGAACAUCGCGGCCGCCGCUCGCCGAUUGGUGUGGUCAAAGUAUUUCAACGCCGGCCAGAGCUGCGUGGCUCCAGACUACGUGCUGUGCUCGCCGGCCACGAGGGACGCCCUGCUGCCGGCGCUGCGUGAGACCCUGGAGGAGUUCUACGGCAAGGAGCCUCAGACCAGCCCUGACCUGUCCCGCAUCGUGUCACCCAAACACUGGACUCGACUGAUGGAGCUGCUCAAGAGGUCCGCUGGCAAGGUUGUGGUGGGAGGAGAGAGCGACCAGGAGGACAAGUACAUAGCUCCCACAGUGUUGGUGGACGUGGCCGAGGACGACGCUCUGAUGGCGGAGGAGAUCUUCGGCCCCAUCCUGCCCAUCCUCACCGUGGACUCUCUGGAGGAAGGCAUCGACUUCAUCAACCGGCAAGAAAAGGCGCUGGCCCUCUACGUCUUCUCUGACGAGUCCUCUGUGGUAAACACGGUGCUGGAGAACACCAGCAGUGGGGGAUUCUGCUCUAAUGACGGGAUCAUCCACAUGUGCCUGCCGACCCUGCCCUUUGGAGGUGUAGGGACCAGCGGAUUCGGCAGCUACCACGGCCGCUGGGGCUUCGAGACGUUCAGCCACCGGCGCGCCUGCAUGCUGCGCGGCUGGACUCUGGAGAGACUCAACGGCCUGCGUUACCCUCCGUACCGAGAAGACAAACUGAGCUGGCUGCGCUGGACCACCUCGGCCAAGAGCAGCUGCUCACUCAUGUGAUGAAGUGCGUGUAAUUAUUUUAUUGAUAAAAACAUUUAGACAUGUUAAAUGUCACUGAUUCCACAGCCUGCAUACCUGUGUCCUCUUGCACUGACAUUUUUUUUUACUGCGUUAUUGUUUUAAUAACCUGCUUAAUCUCUUUUUUUUUA
Messenger RNA from Anoplopoma fimbria (sablefish), 1764 nucleotides. It is a transcript of the gene aldh3b1, whose product is annotated as aldehyde dehydrogenase 3 family, member B1. NCBI's taxonomy places the organism in Eukaryota, Metazoa, Chordata, Actinopteri, Perciformes, Anoplopomatidae. Gene Ontology annotation, biological process: aldehyde metabolic process. Gene Ontology annotation, cellular component: cytoplasm. Bases 206 to 1615 code for a protein of 469 amino acids. The record is from RefSeq and is a predicted model, not a curated record. Gene Ontology annotation, molecular function: aldehyde dehydrogenase (NAD+) activity. The transcript has 10 exons.